Messenger RNA from Capsella rubella, 1275 nucleotides. Its product is annotated as probable E3 ubiquitin-protein ligase ARI14. The coding region runs from base 94 to 945 and encodes 283 amino acids. The transcript is spliced from 2 exons. Gene Ontology annotation, molecular function: ubiquitin conjugating enzyme binding; ubiquitin protein ligase activity. Gene Ontology annotation, biological process: ubiquitin-dependent protein catabolic process; protein polyubiquitination; positive regulation of proteasomal ubiquitin-dependent protein catabolic process. The record is from RefSeq and is a predicted model, not a curated record. Gene Ontology annotation, cellular component: cytoplasm; ubiquitin ligase complex. Lineage: Eukaryota; Viridiplantae; Streptophyta; Magnoliopsida; Brassicales; Brassicaceae.
AAGUUUCUAGCUCAAUAUCCCAACAAAAGGAGUAUAGAAAUACCUCUUCACCUUUCUUUCAAUUUUGUUGUUGAAGCUUAAUCUACUAAAAUAAUGGAGUACGAUGAAAAAGUAACCUACACGAGAAAUGAAAUUAAGGAAGAUAUGUAUGAACAAAUCUAUAAAAUAUCCAGAACCUUCAAUUUACAAAAAUCUGAAGCGACCAUACUUCUCAUGCAUCUUGGAUGGGACUCGCUUCUUUUUGCUGAACGUUUUGGUGGAAAAAGGGAGGAAUUAUUGGCAGAAUUAGGUUUAGAAUUAGUUAGGGUUGAUUCUAAUCUAGAUUUAUCAAAUGCUUCAUGUGGUAUUUGCUCUAAGAGUGAAGAAACGUUUAUUGAGUUUAACAAUGAUAAUGAUGACGGUGACGGUCAAGGUGAUAGUGAUGGUCAUGGUCAUGGUGAUGUUAAUGGUGGUGAGGAUGAGGAUACGGACGAGGACGAUGACGAUGAAGAUGACAAUGAAAAUAAGAAUCACGAUGAUGAUGAGGAUGAGGAUGAAGAUAAGGAUGGGGACGGGGAUGAGGAUGGGGAUGGGGAUGGGGAUGAGGAUGGGGAUGGGGAUGACGAUGAGGACGAGGAUGAGGACGAGGAUGAGGACGAGGAAGAAGAUGAUGAGGAAGAUGAUGAUGAGAAUGAUGAAGAAGGGUAUGAUGAUGAUUGUUUCAUCUCCACACCGUAUUGCGGCCACAAGUUUUGCAAAACUUGUUGGAGAGGAUAUCUUAAAGAACAUUUUUAUUCUCUAGAAAAUAACUUAACAGUAAUCUCAUGUCCUGAUCAAGAUUGUGGAGCUGCGGUUGGACAAAAAACAAUUGAGGAGCUAGGAGUACAUGAUCAAGAGAUGUACGAGAGUUAUCUUCUAAGAUCUUACAUUGAGAUCAAACAGCUUCCUGCACCAAAUUGUAAUUAGGCAAUUGGCCAUAUAUGAAUUUAUUCAUAAAGGAAAGUUGUUCUUUUCUGGAAGGCAUUAUUUCACCUUUUAUUGGCCAUUGCAUCUGUGUAAUUUUCUGUCGUAUUUCGCGGGCCUCAUGUAAAAGUUGAUGGUAGUGUACUAGUGUUAUUUUGCAUCCCAAUUUCUUGGCGUCAUUGUUCCCUCUACCAGUAGCAUCGCAUAUGUUGUUGUACACAUCAAUUUUUUAAAGUUUUUUGGUUUCACAUGUAUCAGUCCAUCUUUUCUUGUUCUAUUGCCAUAUAUGCAUCUACAUCGUAUUGUUGAAGUAACCAUUCAGAUCUUUUGAGA